AUGGUUGUACCGCGUCGCGCGCCUCUUCAUGGUGUCCGUCAGUAUGUGACGACCACCUCCGCGCUCGCCACAGUCCGACAGGCGCAACAUGGAAGAACUGCAGCCUACAGACGGUUACUGCCAUCGCCUCUCGUUUACACCUCCCGCCUUCCUCCUUUCUCACCUCGACUCACUCUCUCGGACCAGCAGCUAAUCCGAUCCCUCACCACCUCUCGAUUACAAUCGCAGCAACAACCCAAAGCUGACCCUAAAGAGGAAGUCCGAGACCCGCCGCGGGACGAAAAGCCUGAACAAGAAGCCUCGGGCGAAAAGGAACAGAAGGACGAGAAGUCAGAGAAGGAACAGAAGGAUGACAAACCCCCUCCACCUCCCCAUGGUGACAAGACUCCCUGGCAGGUCUUCACCGAGACCCUGCGUUCAGAAUUCAAAGCGUCCAAAGAAUGGAACGAAUCGACCAAGCAGCUUUCCGGCUCGGUCCAGCAGUUUACUGAAUCUGAAGCCGUGAGGAGAGCACGAGAAGCCUCUGAAGCGGCAACAAAGGGAACUUCCCAAGUACUGAAGAGCACCGCCAGUGCCAUUGGCUCGGGUGCAGCAUGGACCUGGGAGACCCCUGUCGUACAGGGCAUCCGGAAAGGCGUCAACGCCACGGGUCGCGGUAUUGAAAAAGCAACUCGCCCCAUUCGAGAGACAAAAGCCUUCAAGGACGUCUCAGAAGCAGUCGACGAUGGCAGCAGUUCCAGAUACGGCGGCUGGAUCGAAAAGGAAGAGCGCAGAAAGCGAGAAGAAGCGCGUAGGUUGAGGGAAGCCCAGAGUCCUGAAAAGAAGCAGGAGCAGAUGGUUGAGGAUCCAAACGCCGGCACCAACAUCACUGUGCACAAAGACUCUGCGUGGCGCGAAUCCUGGACCAAGUUCAAGGAAAACUCCAAACUCAUGCAAUCGCUGUUCAACAUGAAGAAUACCUACGAAGAGUCCGAAAACCCAAUCAUCUCCACUGCACGCUCCAUUUCCGACCGGGUCGCCGGCUUUUUCGCCGAGAAUGAAACAGCCAUGGUGAUCAAGAAAUUCAGAGAAAUGGACCCGUCAUUCCAGAUGGAGCCGUUCCUGCGGGAUAUGCGAGAGUACAUUUUGCCCGAAGUGUUGGACGCGUACGUUAAGGGCGACGUGGAGACACUCAAGCUGUGGCUUUCUGCAGCCCAGUUUCAAGUCUACUCUGCCCUGAUGGAACAGUAUACCAAAGCCGGGUUGAAGUCCGAUGGACGGAUUCUGGAUAUCAGACACGUCGACAUUCUGAACGCACGACUGUUGGAGCCCGGUGACAUCCCAGUCUUCAUCAUCACGUGUCGAACACAAGAGGUCCACGUCUAUCGGAACGCCAAGACCAAUGAAUUAGCCGCAGGAAUGGAAGACAAGGUGCAGCUUGUCACAUACGCCAUUGGCGUGACGAGACUACCGGAAGAAGUGAACAAUCCCGAAACCAGGGGAUGGAGGAUGAUUGAAUUGCAGAAGGCCGCCCGAGAUUAUAUCUAA
Molecule: messenger RNA, 1527 nt
Organism: Cladophialophora carrionii CBS 160.54
Lineage: Eukaryota; Fungi; Ascomycota; Eurotiomycetes; Chaetothyriales; Herpotrichiellaceae
Exons: 2
Coding region: 1-1527 (508 amino acids)
Biological process (GO): protein import into mitochondrial matrix
Cellular component (GO): mitochondrial inner membrane
Molecular function (GO): protein-folding chaperone binding
Source: RefSeq, a predicted model, not a curated record